ACUCCUAAACAAUCUUUAAUACAAUGGCACGGACAGCACUAGGAUUUAACCCGUCUAAGUCAUUAUGCAUAGCCUUGUCAGGCUUGGUUCUAGGYGUGAUUUUACUGAUCGCUGGAGGAGUAAUCUUUGGGACUUUCCAGCAACGAUGYGAGCCGUCUCCUACCGCUACCACGCAAAUCGAGAAACGUGGACGCUCGUGUGAGCUAUCCGAAGAAGCAAAGCGUAGUGGAUUUGGAACUUUUUUGGACAAAGUUAAGGCAAUGUACUAUGAAUUACAUCCUUUCAAAAUCCAUUAUAAUUCCGACUUGUGGUAUAAGGAUGACUUUUCAGAUCAAAUCAAGGCUAUUUACAUUUCUUAUGACCCCUCACCCGAAGCCAUCAAGAGACGAACUGACGCAUCGUUUAGGCUUUUAAAAGAAAUGAAGUCUUUGGACAUUUCACUUGAAAAACUUAAGGGAAGAGAAAGRAAGGCUUACUCUAAAGCUAUGUUAUACCUCCAGCAAGUAUUUGGACAGCCAUUCGAAGUGAAUUACUAUGCGGGGGAUUGGAUGCUUGGCCSGGAUUCAUUUUGCUACAGUACAAUAUGCUACAUGGGUUAUGACUUGUAUAAUUCAAUGUUAUAUCACGUCCCUAAGAACCUUAAAGAUGUAGAACUUGUCAAAUCUAAGCUUAUGUCCCAUCAGAAGGCGCUCAUCCAGUAUGUGGAGAAUUUGAAAAUGGGCGUGAGGAAGGGGAUGGUCAGGAACAUUGAGUCGUGUAAAGCUGGACUGGACGCCUUUAAGAUUGAGCACCCGCAGAUUUCUCUCAAUAGUGCAAAAGGAGUAUUAAAAGAGUGGUACACGACAUUUCUCCUGUCUCCAAAAUUCUACAUCAACAUAACCAGUGGUAUGAACGAGGAGUGGACGAAAGCGCACGGUAUGAAUGUCAGUGAAUCAAUCAAGAAUUAUCUCUUAGAGUAUUUUGGAAAACCGCUGGCAGAUGUAUUGAGGUAUCUUGAAGACGAUCAUGWGCGUCACUGCGUACCGAGUAACGUUUCUAGCGGCUUAGCAACCCUUCCAUUAAAAUACGUUUAUCUUGAUGGAAAAGCAAAUAUGUCGUGGCCAACUGACCCAACCCUACCCCUGACUGACAAAGUUUUAAAUGGAACAGAAUCUUACGCRAAGAUUAUGCCAUAUUUUACGACCAAUGAGAUGACACCAGAUGAGGUUUACAAGUUAGGAUGGGAAAUGCUGAACAAACUGUAUCCAAAGGCUGUUCAGGUCGCAAGGGAAGUUACUAAUAUUUACAACGACAACGAUACUGCUGUUGCGGAAUUUCGAAAAAKUCUGAACUCAUCGCAGAGCUACUUCAACGAGGAACCUUUUCCUAAGAACGAAAGUGACAAAUUGGCCAACCGUAGAUGUARUACUGUUGAAGGUGCUAAGAAAUACUGCCCUUCACGAUGGCGGGCAAUGCAAACAUGGUUUAGUGAAGCUAGAAAGUUAAAAUAA
Exaiptasia diaphana is the source of this 1490-nucleotide messenger RNA. RefSeq lists its product as uncharacterized. Bases 24 to 1490 code for a protein of 488 amino acids. Lineage: Eukaryota; Metazoa; Cnidaria; Anthozoa; Actiniaria; Aiptasiidae. The transcript is spliced from 5 exons. The record is from RefSeq and is a predicted model, not a curated record.